AUGGCCGACGCACUAAAAGCAGAGGGCAACAAGCUCUUCGCCGAGAAGAAAUUCGCCGAGUCUAUCGAGAAGUUCUCACAAGCCAUAGAGCUCGACCCCUCAAAUCACGUUCUCUAUUCGAACCGAUCAGGUGCAUAUGCUUCUCUAAAAGAUUGGCAAAAGGCCCUUGAGGAUGCAAACAAAGUUACCGAGAUCAAGCCAGACUGGGCCAAAGGUUGGGGUCGCAAGGGAACGGCGCUGCACGGCGAGGGUGAUCUGGAUGCCUUCGAUCAGGCACUCAAACUAGACCCAAACAAUGCCCAAGCGAAAUCAGGCCUCGAAGCCGUCAAGCGCGCGAUUGAGGCCGAAGCCAACGAUGAUGGAGCGGGCCUUGGUGGCAUGUUCAGCGAUCCAAACAUGAUCCAAAAGCUUGCCGCCAACCCCAAGACAGCUGCUCUGCUCGGCGAUGCAGAGUUCAUGGCUAAGCUACAGCAACUGCAGAAGAACCCGAACGCGGCCGGUCAAUUCAUGCAGGACCCGCGUUUCCUCCAAGUCAUGAGCGUGCUACUGGGCAUUGACAUGUCAUUCGGUCAAGGACCAGGCGCUGGCGGUGCAGGUGCUGCAGGCUCAAAGGAAGCCGAGGAGGACGUCGAGAUGCCCGAUGCGAGACCAGCACCAGAGCAACCCAAGAAGGCACCUGAGCCGGAGCCAGAGCCAGAGCCAGAGCAGGUUGAAGAGACUGAGGAGGAAAAGGCCGCGAAACAGGCAAAGGCCGAGGCUGAUGAGUUGAAGAAGAAGGGCACUGAGUUCUACAAAAAGCGACAAUUCGACGAGGCUAUUGAGCACUACACCAAGGCUUGGGAGACACACAAGGACAUCGCAUACAAGACCAACCUUGGAGCGGCCAAGUUUGAGAAGGGUGACUAUGAAGGCUGCAUCCAGGCUUGCAAUGAGGCUGUUGAGUACGGUCGCGAGAUUCUUGCAGACUUCAAGAUCAUCGCAAAGGCGUUCGCACGUAUCGGUACCGCAUACGAGAAGAUGGGCGACCUCGAAAACGCGAUUAAGUACUACCAAAAGGCGCAAACUGAACACCGCACACCCGAAGUCCUUGCAAAGCUCCGCGCUGCCGAAAAAGCCAAGAUCCAGAAAGACAGGGAAGCCUACAUCAACCCUGAAGAAGCGGAGAAGGCACGAGAACUAGGCAACGCAAAGUUCAAGGAAUCCGACUGGCCUGCUGCCGUCGAAGCCUACUCCGAGAUGAUCAAACGCGCACCAGACGACCCAAGAGGCUACUCCAACCGCGCAGCCUGCUUCAUCAAACUCCUCGAGUUCCCCUCCGCCGUUCAAGACUGCGACGAAGCCAUCAAGCGCGACCCCAGCUUCAUCCGCGCCUACCUCCGAAAAGCCCAGGCCUACUUCACCAUGCGCGAGUACAACAAGUGCAUCAACGUAUGCUCCGAAGCCAUGGAACACGAUAAAGACGGCAAGAAUGCAAGGGAAAUUCAGCAACAAGAGGCAAAGGCUCUGCAGGCACAGUACUCGGCUCGUGAGGGUGAGUCUGAGCAGGAGACUAUGGAACGCAUCCAGCGUGACCCUGAGAUCGUCGGCAUCCUCCAAGACCCCGUCAUGCAGGCUAUCCUGCAACAAGCCAAGGACGAUCCUGCUGCCCUGCAGGAGCACCUCAAGAACCCGAGCAUUCGUUCCAAGAUUCAGAAGUUGGUGCAUGCGGGUGUUAUCCGCAUGGGCCGGUAGAAGAAUCGCCGUUUCCUAGCAUGUUUAAAAAGACUAUAUGAGGUAUGAUGACGAAACCUUUACCUUUAUUGUUCUCUUUCUGUAGGAAGGUAGCAAAUGAGAGGAGGCUUUUGUAUGUUUAUAUAGGUGUUUUUUUCUUCUUCACUCUACUGGGCUUGGUUAGCAAGGAUUUCUUUUCAACACGAUGCAUAGCGGGUAGUGGUAAUGAAUUAUGUAUGAAUUCUC
Molecule: messenger RNA, 1956 nt
Organism: Pyrenophora tritici-repentis Pt-1C-BFP
Lineage: Eukaryota; Fungi; Ascomycota; Dothideomycetes; Pleosporales; Pleosporaceae
Molecular function (GO): Hsp90 protein binding
Source: RefSeq, a predicted model, not a curated record